Centruroides sculpturatus (bark scorpion) is the source of this 1087-nucleotide messenger RNA. RefSeq lists its product as uncharacterized. The record is from RefSeq and is a predicted model, not a curated record. The transcript has 2 exons. Bases 263 to 895 code for a protein of 210 amino acids. NCBI's taxonomy places the organism in Eukaryota, Metazoa, Arthropoda, Arachnida, Scorpiones, Buthidae.
AGCGACGACAUUGCCUAGUUUGCGGCAAUCCACGACGAUCUCAUAUAUAGAGAUUUAAUGGCUAGUCUGCACACUUGAUUGAAAUGUGGCAUUAUUAUGCAUACUGUCAUUCCGAUUUACAGUAUGAAAAUAUGUUUGCAUUUAAAUGACAACAAUUUGAAAAAAAUAAUCCAAAAUUCAUUAUUUAAAUAUUUAUUGUUAAGUUGGAUCAAUUAGAAGAUCGAUUUUUGGGAAAUAAAAUCAUCAGAUUUUUGUAGAAAUAAUGAAGAUUUUGCAAUUUCUACAUCUGUGCCUUCUGAACUCUAUCAUCUCGUGCCAUUUAGAUGGAAAUUUCGUCAAAGUUAACGUCACACGAGAAAAGUUCAUCUACGCAGAUCUUACACACGCCGACAAUCAAAUAAUGAAUUUUGAUCUUUCUCCGACACCAUCAAAAAGUACAGAAAGUAUCCAGCGACAAAAUGAUAAUUCGGAUAAACAGAAAAAUUCUGAUAAUCUCUAUAAUAAAGAAUUGCGAUUAAAGUUCUUUGCGGUUACAUCUUUUGUCGUCCUUUAUCUCUUGAGUUGUCAAUACGUCCGCAGAUUUCAUUUCGAUUCCGAGUGGCAAAGCAGUCUGAUGAUUAACAACAAUAACGAAAUUGAGUACGAGAUGAUUAGUGGUUCACACGAUGAAAAUAUCUGGAAUAGAAAUGAAUGGUCUUCGGACAUGUUUUCUUCAUUUCAUUUCAGCGUCGAGGAAAAUGGAUCCAUAAAUAUGAUCAUCAAAGAUGACACCAAAGAGGAAUUGUCAAAUCUAUUAGGAGAAGAGGAAGAAAGUGAAACGAGUCGUUCCGAUUCUCUUGUAGUCAUCUCUAUGGAAGAUGAAUUUCAAGAAUUGUCGAAUAACGGAUUAAUUUGAAUAUUAAAUUCAAAAUUUUCCUAAACAUUAUAUUGUUCGGGAGUAGAAAAUAUACGAAAAUUUUAUCUGGAUGAAUUUUUAGUUUUAUUUUCAAAUAUUAAAAUCAGUAAUAAAAGUUAUUAGGCCUAUGUAUUAAAAUAGUAUGGAAGUUACGAAUCAUUCUUGAACCGUGUAUGGGGAAGUCACUCGGCA